GUUGACAGUUCGCGACGCGAGGUUAAAGUUACACUCGGGGGGCCGUCCAAUUCAAGCUUCAAAAUGAUGAGCAGAUCCCCAACAGCAAUUUUGGUGCUACUCUGCUGUACCCUGGCCCUCUGCCAAGCCAUUCAGGAGCUGCGGGAUGUGCCAACGAAUAGGAUUGCUGCUCCGGGCGAAGCUCAGUACUAUCUGAUGGCCGAUGCUGGCUCCUCGGUGGGUCCCAAUGAUGCACUGAAGCGCACAAAUCGAUCGCUGCUCAAAUGGUGGGAUGAUCUCUUUAGGCAGAAUAAUUGCAACAGUUGCAACAACAAUUAUAACAACAACAACAAUGCUGUGUAUCCAGCUGUGGCGCCUGUUGUUCAACCUCAAACCAAUUGCUAUGGCAACGGCCUGCAGCUGCAGGACUUGGAUCCGUUUAAGCAAAUGAAAUUGUUCAAGAAGAUGCCAGAUCUGUUUGGCAAUCCGCUUGGCAACUGUGGCGGACUGUGCGGUGGCAACUGUGGACAGCAGCCGCAGGUUAAUUAUUUGGCACCUUCUCCGACCCCUGGCUAUGGCGGGGAUGAUGGCUAUGCCAAGCCGAAUGCCGAGUAUAAUGGUCCUGGCGAUGGCGAUGCGGGCUAUGUGGCUCCAGUGGUGGCUCCUGCCGGCAGUUAUGAUGCUCCUGCGGUGCCUCCUGCCAGCUAUGAGGCGCCAGCGCCAAGCUAUGAGGCUCCAGCUCCUAACUACGAGGCGCCUGCUCCUAGCUAUGAAGCUCCUGAAGCUCCUCCUUCCAGCUAUGACGCGCCUGCUCCCGUUUACGAUGCACCAGCUCCUCCUGCAGCCAGCUACGAACAGCCAGCUGCCACACCCGAUAGCUACAGCAAAGUGUCAGACUAUUCCCCGCCUGCCAGCAGCUAUAAUGCCGAUCAGCCACCGCAGAUUGUCUAUCAGCCCAUUAUCUAUGUGUCUGCCCCACCAGCAUCCAGGACAGAGGUUGCCACAAAGGUGCAGGUGGAUGAGCAGAGCUACAACAGUCAGCCCUCGUCUCCGGUCUAUGAAGCGCCAACACCGCAAGCGUCUCCGGUCUAUGAAGCGCCAACGCCGCCAGCUCCUCCGGUGUAUGAGGUGCCAACGCCUGUAAUGCCGCCCUCAUACGCAACACCACCACCCUCGGCCACGCCCUGCGGCAGCUAUCUCCCAAUUUGGGGAGUGCCUGUCUAUAACUAUGGGGCGCAACCAGCGGCACCUCCACCAGCACCUGCCUAUGCUCCUGCUCCUCCGAUCUACGCCCCAGCACCAGUCGCUCCUCAGGCUUACGCGCCUCCUCCGGUCUAUGCUGCACCUGCCCCUCAAUCACCUGGCUAUGCCACGCCCAGCUGUGAGACGCCCAUACGACUCUCGCUCAUCGAUCAACCGUAUCGCGUGGCCCCCGAACUCUUUGAGGAGUACAACUAUCGGCUGGGUUUGGCCGCACAGAAUCGAUUAUAGUCCCAUAGAUCUUUAUACGCUGACAAUUCCUGUAAAUAAAAUGCAUCUAACGGUUUGUGGAAUGA
Messenger RNA from Drosophila subobscura, 1535 nucleotides. Its product is annotated as extensin. Bases 64 to 1470 code for a protein of 468 amino acids. The transcript has a single exon. The record is from RefSeq and is a predicted model, not a curated record. NCBI's taxonomy places the organism in Eukaryota, Metazoa, Arthropoda, Insecta, Diptera, Drosophilidae.